AUGAAUAAGGACGAUUGCGAAAAAGGUCCCCAGGCGGGUCUCCAAGAGGAGGAAUCCCGCACACUCGCUUCGGCGGGUGGCAGCCCUACGUACUCUGGGGUGGGCAACAAUCGCCUCGUAGGUCGGCAGACUGUCGACCUUCGUGAACACGACCAUGGCACUACAAACUUGGACCUAGAUGAUACUGCUUCUGAUAAGGAUUUAGAUGAUACGGAGGAGGAGGCCUGCGACCCGAAGUCGUACGCCAGCACCAGCGACGUUGGCUUUGUUGUUAAGAUUGGAGCUAGCGGGAAAGGCCGCCGGAAAAGGAAAAUCCUCGCAUCUGGCCCUGGGACUGAGCAGGGACAUCCGCCGGCUAAAGUUACGACUGCUCGUCGGGGCAGAGCUAGUCGAGGGUCGGCUAUUACUCGAGCUAGAGCCGAACUAAAAAAGAUGGAGUAUGAGACUCGUGAAAGGGAGUUUGAGAAGGCUCUCCACGCUCGAGCCUACAAGAAAGCGGUGCCUAAACCAAUUCUCCAUUCGGAGAACUCAGAGGAGAUCGCAGAGAAUACCCAAAGGCUACGGGAGACGGCAGCAGAAGAAUGCAGACCUGACGACGCUCGUAAAACUGGAGAUGACAUUAUUGAAACUGUCCGCAAGGCAGCAAUUAAAGUGAUAGAGGAGACGGGGAAGUCAAAAAACCUGAACGGGCAAGUUCAUGGCCGUAUCAAGGCAGCAUGCCUUGAAAUAACUAAAGCUAUGGACGAGCUUGCAACCCGCGAGGAGAGCGACGAGUUGCGGGCAUUGAAGGCAGAUAAUAAGAGAAUGCGAGAACAGCUUGCGCACCUUCAGACUGAAACGAAAGCUCUACGCACGGCGUUCUCUGAAAGGAGAAACCCAACACAAGCAUCACCCCCCGGUGAACACCCAGAAGCGGUAAAAGAUAUUCUCAAGGAAUUCAAAGAGGAACUGAAAAAUGAAUUACUUAGAACGCUGGGCGAAAUAAUUAAUGUCCGUAUUGGAGAAAUUGCGAGCCGUCUUCCUCCAGGGCCAAUUCUCCGCCCACCCUUAGCGGCUGACAAGAAUAGGCCUUUUAGUGGUACCAGACAGCAUGAGGGUGUAGCGCCUGAGAUUAAUAGCACACCGCCUACACUAAACACAACACGUGUUGCAAAUGGUGACAAGGCAGCUCCCGCUGAAAAUAGGCAGACUUCUACAGGGGCCACUCUGAUGCCCCCGGCCAGGCCUGGCCCUGCGACUGUCCAGAAAUAUAAGAGGGUAACAGUUGAGCGGGAGUCCUCGAGGCCCAAUCAACCAUCGCCUCCGCCGCCGGCAGAAGAACAAUGGAACAACGUUACUGGUAAGAAGGCAAAGAGGAAGGCUAACAAACCUUCCCCACGUGCCUCAAAUAAGACCGCACCUAAGCCAACACCAGGACAAAAGAAAUUGGCAAUCCCAAAAACGGCCGCAGUAGUAGUAGCACUUAAGCCGGAAUCCAAGCUCACUUAUGCGGAUAUUAUGAGUAAGGCAACUACAUCGUUUCGCCUUGAGGAGCUAGGAUUAGAACAUGUCAGUAUACGAAAAACUGCGGACGGCGCUCGUAUUAUCGAGGUUCCGGGAGCCGACAGUGGCAGGACAGCUGACGCUCUGCGUGAUAAAAUGGAGCUUAUCAUCGGCGGGGAUGCUAGAGUAUACCGUCCCAUCAAAAUGGGGAAAAUACGUAUCUCUGGGCUAGAUGAGACGGUCACUACUGAGGAAGUGGGAAAAGUCGUUGCGGAGAAAGGCAACUGUUUAGUUGAGCAAGUCAAAGUGGGAGAUAUCAAGAUGGGGCCCCUGGGCACUGGUGCUACACUGGUUCAAUGCCCAAUAACGGCAGUUAAUACAUUAAUUGCUGCUCGCCGCCUGCUAGUGGGAUGGUCAGCUGCUCAGGUCCGGGCGCUUGCACCGGAGCCCCUGCGGUGUUACAAAUGUAUGGGCACCGGGCAUACUCGUGCACUAUGCCCAUCACUAGUGGACAGGGGUGACCUAUGCUAUAGGUGCAGUAAGCCUGGCCACCAGAUGAAAAACUGCACGGCCACUCCGUUUUGCGCUGUAUGCCACCAUGCUAAGCGUUCUGCUGAACAUACUAUGGGGGGACAUACUUGCAACCCUCCGAAGAUUAGAGGAGUCGAUGUCGCUGCUAGGACCCCAGCGGCCAAUAAAGAGGGCAUAAACGACGCGGAUAAUAUCAUGGAAACGUAA
This is a messenger RNA of Cydia amplana, 2220 nucleotides long. RefSeq lists its product as uncharacterized. The transcript has a single exon. Gene Ontology annotation, molecular function: zinc ion binding; nucleic acid binding. Lineage: Eukaryota; Metazoa; Arthropoda; Insecta; Lepidoptera; Tortricidae. The coding region runs from base 1 to 2220 and encodes 739 amino acids. The record is from RefSeq and is a predicted model, not a curated record.